AUGGCGCAGUCCAAGACAGCUUCUACCGAAGCCGAAGUGCUCGAUGUCCUCAUCGUGGGAGCUGGAAUCUCUGGAAUCAACUGCGCAUAUCGCUUGCAAACCGAAACUCCUCAUGUCAAAUUUACUAUCCUAGAAGGCCGCGACGAGAUUGGCGGCACUUGGGAUCUUUACCGUUACCCAGGCGUUCGCAACGACUCCUACAUCUAUUCCAUAGCUUUCGAAUGGCAUCCCUUGCCCUUCCAUAACCCAAUUGCGACAGGAGAGCAGAUUAUGGACUAUCUCAAGGAUGCCGUAUCUACGCACCAUCUGGACAAGUAUAUCCGGUUCCGCCAUAACGUCUUAUCGGCGCACUGGUCCACGGAGACCAAAGACUGGACUAUCACGGCCGUAAAUCAGGACAAGGAAACUAAGACUUUCCGCGCUCGGUGGCUUAUCCUAGGAACGGGAUACUUCGAUUACGAUGAUGUCUUCCAUGCCGAGAUACCUGGCAUAGAAAACUUCAAGGGAAAGGUUGUCCACCCGCAGUUUUGGCCGCAGGACUUGAAUUAUGAAAAGAAGAAAAUCGCCCUCAUUGGAAGCGGUGCUUCGGCUAUUAGUAUUCUGCCGGCGCUCACAGAGAAAGCCGGCGAAGUUACGAUGAUCCAGCGAAGCCCUACUUAUAUAACCCCCACCCCGAAUGAUUCGGCGUGGCUUCAUAACUAUUUCCCUCGGCCUCUCGUCGACUUGUACCGACGUAUACGUUACCUUAUCUCACCAUACCUAAUCGUCCUUCUGUGCCAAUACUUUCCCGACUUCGUCAGGGAGGUGUUCCGUAAAGACGCGACCAAGCACCUCCCGCAGGGGUUUGACCAUGACAAGCAUUUCAAGCCGCGAUACAAUCCGUGGGUGCAGCGGAUUUGCGUCGACCCCGACGGCGUCUUCUUCAAAUCGUUCGGUCUGCCGCAUGUACACCUCGUCACGGCCGAGAUCGACACGGUGACGGAGAACGAGCUCAAGAUGAAAGAUGGCCAGACCGUGAAGGCCGAUAUCAUCGUCAAGGCGACAGGUCUGAAGAUGAUGCUGGGGGGAAAGAUCGAGAUCCGAGUUGACAACGAGCCUAUAACGUGGGGCAAGCAUUACGUCUGGAACGGGUCUAUGCUGGACUCGGUUCCGAACAUGAUGUUCGUAUUCGGGUAUUCGAACCACGCCUGGACCGUCGGAGCCGAUAACACGGCGAUGGUUCUGACGAGGCUUUUGAAGCACAUGGAGAAGAAAUCGAUAAAGUCCGCGACACCUAAGAUAUCAAAGGAUGCGACAACAGGCACACAGCGUAUAUGGGCUCUGGAUGCCACGUACGUGAAAGCGGUAGAGGAUGAGCUGCCUGUGUACGGCAUGGCUGGUAGUUGGAGACCGAGGAACCGCCCGCCGAUCGACUAUGUGCAUUCGCGAUGGGGAAACUUUACGGACGGUCUGCAGUUUUCGACCUGA
Messenger RNA from Daldinia caldariorum, 1467 nucleotides. Its product is annotated as FAD/NAD(P)-binding domain-containing protein. Gene Ontology annotation, molecular function: NADP binding; N,N-dimethylaniline monooxygenase activity; flavin adenine dinucleotide binding. The record is from RefSeq and is a predicted model, not a curated record. Lineage: Eukaryota; Fungi; Ascomycota; Sordariomycetes; Xylariales; Hypoxylaceae. The transcript has 2 exons. Bases 1 to 1467 code for a protein of 488 amino acids.